ACCACCGCCUGGCUCAUGCCAUGCUGUGGUGCCCAUAGGAGGAGACUAGGGGCUCACGAGGGCCCCAGGAUUUUUGAAUGAGGCCUGUACAUUUUCAGUGGAACUUCGGAGUGAGUCAACCAUAAGACCUCUUUCUGGGAACUCAGCUGGUGGUAUGGGUUGGGGGAGGCCGUUCCCCAGCUCAGAGGUGGGAGCUGAAUGAGGAAGAUUCUCCUCUUUAUCUUCUAACACACCCAAACAAUCAAUGGAUGGAAAUGUACUGAGGAAGAAAAGGGGAGCAGGGGCCCAGGAAAGGGGUGGGGGAGGGUUUGAAAACAAAAUGCAUCAGGCAGGCAGGUACAGCUAGACCCUAGAAGGGAAUCUUCUUCUGCUUCUCCUUCGCCCCAAGGCUUUGUCACAACUUACCAAUACAUUAGGUGUUAGGCUGAGACCCCGGGGAGACCUCAACAGGUCUCUGCUUGGAGGAGAGGGCUGGGAAGUGGGGGUGCACCAAGGAGGUUUCUUCCCUUUGAUUAAUUCCAGACUCAAGUCAUUUAAAACUAAGAUUAAACUGCAAUAAAUGAUUUUUUAAAAAUCUAUGCCCAACUCCUUCCACUCUCCCCCAUUGCUCUGGGCUUGAGGAAUACUAGAGUCAAGAUGCACCCACAGGGGGCUGAGAAAAUCCAGUCCAUUCUGGAGAGUGGAGCAGCUUUGGUGGAAAAAGGUAUGUGUGUGUUGGGAAGUGUAGCUGGGUUCGGGGUAGGGAUCCGCUAUCAGAAGAAGAAUCUCUGGAGUGCUGAGGAUGCUCUCCAAGAGUCCAGGACCUGGGCUUUCUACACAGACCACAGAGAGAAGUGACCCAUUUUCCUCAUUGCAAUGGAAAUGCUGUAUAUCUUGAAAAAAUACUGAGGAGCAGAGCCUGGAGAUGGGGGUGGAAUCAUUCUGGAUUUCUGGGCAGGUGGCCAAUGACCUGGCCAUGGGUGCAGACCCUGGGAACUACUUCACCAACAUCUCCCGCUCAGCCUGGAACCUGGGUAGUGCUUUCUUCUUCGCUGGCACCAUUGUCACCACCAUCGGCUAUGGGAAUAUGGUCCUGCACACGGACGAGGCUCGCCUUUUCUGCAUCUUCUAUGCCCUGGUGGGGAUCCCACUUUUCGGGAUGCUGUUGGCAGGGGUCGGUGACAAGCUGGGCUCUACCCUGCGCCGGGGCAUUGGCCACGUGGAAGCCAUCUUCUUGAAGUGGCAGGUCCAGCCGGCCAUGGUACGCUCGCUCUCGGCGCUGCUCUUCCUCCUGGUUGGCUGUCUUCUCUUCGUUUUGGUGCCCAUGUUCGUGUUCCGCUACACCGAGGGCUGGAGCACCCUGGAGGCCCUCUACUUCAUCAUCGUGACGCUCACCACCGUGGGCUUCGGGGACUUCGUGGCCGGCGCGAACCCUGAGCAGGAGUUCUUGGCCUACCAGCCCAUUGUCUGGUUCUGGAUUCUGAUGGGCCUCGCCUACUUCGCCUCCAUCCUCACCAUGAUAGGGAACUGGCUCCGGGUCGUGUCGCGCCGCACUCGGGCUGAGAUGGGCGGCCUUACCGCUCACGCAGCCAGCUGGACAGGCGGCGUGACAGCGCGGAUAACGCACCGGCCGCCACUGCCGGAGAAGCCAAGCUCCGGACCACCCCAGGCGCCCCCUGCCAAGCUUGGACCGAGGCCGCAGAGCCAGGAGAAGGUGGAGGCACCUUCUUCGCCGCUCACAACCUCUGUUUCUGCGCCCUUGGAUUACCCUGGAGAGAACUUCGCUUUCAUAGACGAGUCGUCGGACACGCAGAGCGAUCGGGGUGAUGUGCUCCCCCGCAACCUCCGAGCCGGCCUCAAACAGCCCAGGAAACCCGCCCGGCCCCGGAACUCCGGCCGCCCCCCAAACAAGGAACUCGCGUAGUCCGGGGCUGGGCACGGGGAAGGACUGGCCGGCACUGCCUUCUCCCGCCCACGGAUCCUUGUUUCGGGCUUCCCUCGUACUCCCCUGCUCCUCUCUCCACCCUCCCGGUUUUCGUUUAGCCAAAGAGCUCCCAUUCCCCAUGGGGGCAUCCUGGGAACUGGGGCUCCCGAUUCUCGCUCCCCCUUCUCUAAAAGCUCUCCUGCCUGUCUCCUCUCCCUAGGUCCCCACGCCUGGGCUUCCUGGCCUGGCUCAAUAAAAGAGAAGGCUUCUGGCCGCUUCCUUUUGUCUUCUGUCUCUCCCACCUCUAGGGGCCCGAGGCCGGGCCGGGCCGGAGGUGGGGUGGGCUGUGGUGUAUGCGCUGUGCUGUGGCUCUGGAUGGGGUCCCUCAGGGGGUUCGGGGAGGCCAAAGCUCACAAACGGCUUGGAUUGGACGGAUCACUCAGAGGACCUGGGUUCAAAUCUCAGCGCCUUCCUUGACCUAUGUGACCUGGGGCAA
Molecule: messenger RNA, 2399 nt
Organism: Vombatus ursinus (common wombat)
Lineage: Eukaryota; Metazoa; Chordata; Mammalia; Diprotodontia; Vombatidae
Gene: KCNK4
Product: potassium two pore domain channel subfamily K member 4
Exons: 6
Coding region: 905-1903 (332 amino acids)
Biological process (GO): stabilization of membrane potential; potassium ion transmembrane transport
Cellular component (GO): membrane
Molecular function (GO): potassium ion leak channel activity
Source: RefSeq, a predicted model, not a curated record